AUGUCUUCCGUCGUCGACUUCGCUGCCUCGCAAGAGGUUGCCGUUGAGGAUGCACCUCCCAUGCAGGACCAUGCCCCGCCACAUCACCGUUCAUCUCAGCGCUCAGCAACUUUCGUGGAUCAGCCGUCCAGAGAUCGAAGAGGAAGCACCGUCUCGCGUAUGACUACAAUGUCCUCACCGGAGGGUAUGAGACACCGACGGGCGACACGAUCUAACACCGUUACAACCUACCACAACGAGCACCACGAACCAGAGGCGGAAUUUCUCCUCCCUGGCGCCGAGCCUGGUAUUGAUACGUCAGCCGAAGACGAGACACUUCCGUCCCAUCUAGCCGACCUCAAGGCGGAGUGUCAGAUUCAUAUCAUCGACUUCUCGGACACGGAUAUCCAACACGUUGAAGCAGACAACAGUAGUCUACCCCAAGCCCUCGAUCAACAUAGGCCCGACAACCUCCCAUGUAGAUGGAUCUCUGUCAAUGGUCUAAGCUGGGAUGUCAUUCGAGCUCUUGGAAACAGGUACAGCUUGCACAGACUGGCCAUUGAGGAUUUGGUACACUUGCACACCCGGACGAAAGUCGACUGGUACGCAGAUCAUGCCUACGUGGUUCUAACACUCCAAAAGCUCGUGCGCCUACAUCAGCACAAGGGCUCGAACGGCAAAUGCGAUUGCGAUGCAGCCACCAACAGCGACUCGGAGGAUGAGAUCGGCGACGAGAAAGCUUCAGCGAGGCGGAAGUCGAUGGCGAGCUUCUUCGAAUGGCAGACGAAGCAGAAGUCGAAGACUGUGCUGCCCACAUAUCAACGCAGAGAGGUGGACGAAAAGCUUGAUGAGUAUAUCGCUGCGCAUAGUGGCACUUCUGAAAGCACGCCAAUCAAGCCGAUUCGGACACUUCAUAGAUAUGAGAGCGCGCAGAUACCCAGUCAUACUGCAUUCAUGGAGAAACACUCUGUACUGGCAGAGGAGGAUCAUGCAGUCAGCGUUGAGCAGGUCUCGAUAUUCUUGAUGUCCGAUAACACGGUCAUUUCGUUUUUCGAGCAUUCCGCUCUGGAUGUGGAGGAGCCUCUCUUGAAGCGGUUGCAAAGCACUACGACCAUGCUUCGGCGCAGCUGUGACGCUUCGUUCAUGCUCCAAGCCAUCAUCGACGCGAUCGUGGAUUUGGCAGUGCCGGUGAAGGACGCAUACAACAAGGCGCGAAAGGAGCUGCAGGUCGAUGCCAUGACGAGCCCGAAUAUUAAGACCUCAAGAGCUCUGCACAUCUUCGGCGAAGAAAUUGACAUGCUGCAGAACCUCUUCAAGCCCAUCGUCCACCUGGUCAAUGCUCUUCGCGAUCACCAGGCCGAACCACUACUACAAAGUAUUCCAGCGGCGCGAAUGAUGGGCCAUGAUAUUGGCCCAGGUCUCUUCCCAGUGAACUCCGACGACUCCAGCCCUCAAUACCACACUGAGUACCCCGCCCAGGCACCCGAAAGAGCAAAACGUGAGCGUCAGGGUGCGCCUAACAUGAACCGCAAAAUCUCCGAAUACCGCCGCACCGCCCUCAAACGCACCGAAACCGCCACGAGCGUCUCCAUAACGCCCCUCGCACAUACCUACUUCGGCGACGUACUGGACCAUUGCAUAACCAUGAUUCAAACCCUGCAACAAAUGGACGCCUCGGCCACGAACAUCAGUACGCUGAUAUUCAACACCGUUGGCGCCAAAACGAACAAUUUCAUGAUGAUCAUGGCCGUCGUCACCGUCUUCUUCGCUCCGUUGACAUUUAUCUGCGGGUACUUUGGAAUGAACUUCUCGAGUGGCGCGGGUCUGGCGCAUCCCUUUGCAUUCUUUUGGGUUGUGGCGGUGCCGAGUAUCGUAGGUUUUAUGCUCGUGGUCUUUGCGACGAUGUUGUGGGAUAACAUCUCAGAUUUCUUCGCUAAGCGCGGGAUUAGGGCACAUAGGCGUUUGAGGGAUCGGGAUAGGCGGUUGAGGGGUCAUUGA
Recurvomyces mirabilis is the source of this 1977-nucleotide messenger RNA. RefSeq lists its product as uncharacterized. The transcript has 2 exons. Gene Ontology annotation, molecular function: magnesium ion binding; cobalt ion transmembrane transporter activity; magnesium ion transmembrane transporter activity. NCBI's taxonomy places the organism in Eukaryota, Fungi, Ascomycota, Dothideomycetes, Mycosphaerellales, Teratosphaeriaceae. The coding region runs from base 1 to 1977 and encodes 658 amino acids. Gene Ontology annotation, cellular component: plasma membrane. The record is from RefSeq and is a predicted model, not a curated record. Gene Ontology annotation, biological process: metal ion transport; transmembrane transport.